UGUGUGUGUGUAAAAUUUCUGCCAUUUGAGGAAUUGGCAAUCAGCAAGAAAAUCUGUGAGGCUCUCUGCAGGGAAGAAUGUUUUCUUUGUCAGGAUUAGGACUCCUUUGUGUUUUAUGGGCAACAGGCAGACUUCAAACAGCUGCAGGUCAGUUGGUGAUAUUCACCUCUCCUUCAGACAGCGUUACUUUGCCAUGUGGCAUUCCCUCUGUUAGCCCCUGUUCCUCUGUGCACUGGACCAUGUCUGGAGAGUUCGGCUCAGUAACUGAGGUGGUGAAAGCUGGAGCAGUUACAGCAGCAAACAGGCUUGACCUCUUACAGGACUGCUCUCUGCGGAUGAAUCGCCCUGAACUCAAUGACGCACGGCUUUACUCUUGUCGCAGUGGAACACUGGAGUCCCGUGUCUCACUUCGGAUUCUUGAACUUACUGAGAGUCCAACUCCGGAGGAGGGCACGGUGGAACUUCAAUGUUUCCUCAAUACAUACAAAGGGCAUGUUCCUUGUAACAACACAGGGAUUCAUAUCAAUUGGAGCACUGAGGAUAAUACACCGAUUAAUGGGGACAGAUUUCACAUUAAAAAUCCCUCUGAAUGCUUCUCUAAACUGAUCAUCAAGAAAAAAGUGACUGACCAUCACAGGAAAUGGAGGUGUCAAGUAACUGAAAAGGAUGUGCUCAAAGCCACCAUCAGUCAUACAACGACAAUAACAGAUGGUGUAGAGGAAGUGUUCGCUGCAGUGGGUGAGUCAGUGUCACUCUCUUGUAGCCACACUUCCUCUCUUGGUUUGAGUGACAGAGUGAAGUGGGCAGUGGGUGGAAGACCACUAACACCUCACACCUUACAGGAAGAGCACCUGUCAGUGGCAUGUUGUGUGAAUGAGGACUCAUCACUGGUCAUUAGUAAAGUGCGAGCAUUGAAUGCUGGGGACUACCAGUGUUCAGACACCACUGACCAGAGAAAGGUGCUAAACCAAGUCCGACUGCACACCCUUGAUGUUACGUCACAGUGUGAGAUGGGAGAAGAUAUCCUCACCCUGACUUGUGUGCUAACCUGCAAAGUAAAAUGUGAAAAAUACUUGAAUUUAACUUGGUCUGGAAGACACCACGAUAGCUGGACGAGCAGUUUAAUGACUGACAAUAGCACUCUUACAAACAAGUUAACUCUCUCGGGUUGUGCAAUGAGCUUGGAUGAAAUAACCUGCAGUGUGCAAAGAGAGGGUGCUGUGAUGGCAUCAAAGAAGUUGCACUCUGUUAACUCUUUGCAAACACCUGCAUGGUUGGCCCUUCCUCUCGGCCUCCUGCUAUGUGCGGCUGCAGGAGGAUUCUACAUUAAGAGGAGGAGCAACAAGGAUGAAGCAAACGAGAGGUCAAGUAUUGGAAUGACUCAUGUAUAUGAAGUCGUUGGAGAUGUAAAUAAUGAGGAACAACAACCCAGAAGAGAAGCAGUCACCACCACUGACAGUUUCUAUGAUUUAUUACAGGCCGUGAACUAGAGCUUCACACAAACGUUUGUGUUUUUGUCUUGAUCUGAACCUUGAUUACAUAAAUGAACAGCAUUUUCUUAG
Messenger RNA from Solea senegalensis (Senegalese sole), 1562 nucleotides. RefSeq lists its product as uncharacterized. Gene Ontology annotation, biological process: T cell activation; positive regulation of ERK1 and ERK2 cascade; interleukin-15-mediated signaling pathway. The coding region runs from base 78 to 1490 and encodes 470 amino acids. Lineage: Eukaryota; Metazoa; Chordata; Actinopteri; Pleuronectiformes; Soleidae. Gene Ontology annotation, cellular component: membrane raft; external side of plasma membrane. Gene Ontology annotation, molecular function: protein tyrosine kinase binding; MHC class II protein binding. The transcript has 8 exons. The record is from RefSeq and is a predicted model, not a curated record.